Molecule: messenger RNA, 4071 nt
Organism: Nerophis lumbriciformis (worm pipefish)
Lineage: Eukaryota; Metazoa; Chordata; Actinopteri; Syngnathiformes; Syngnathidae
Source: RefSeq, a predicted model, not a curated record
AUGGCCGAAGAGGACCCCCAGCAGCCGCAGCAGCAGCAGCAGAACGCGGACCGCUCGGCGGGCAGCUUCCAGCCCGGUCUGCUUUCCGGGCUGCAGGGCGCUGAGGCCGGGGCUCUGCAGCUCCGGAUCAAGAACUCCAUCUGCAAAACGGUUCAAUCAAAAGUGGACAACAUUCUGCAAGAUGUUGAAAAGUUCACAGACAUUGAGAAGCUCUACCUCUACCUUAAGUUGCCUUCUGGACCCAUCAGCAGCGGCAGCAGCGAGAAAAGUGAUCAUGGCUCUGUGUCAUCAAGCCGCACGCAGCAGAUGCAUGCGUUUAACUGGAUCCGCAAUCACUUAGAGGAAUAUCCAGAAACCUCGCUCCCCAAACAGGAAGUCUACGACGAAUACAAGAGCUUUUGCGACAAUCUCAACUAUCAUCCACUGAGUGCUGCAGACUUUGGGAAAAUGAUGAAAAAUGUGUUCCCCAACAUGAAGGCGCGUCGACUUGGCAUGAGAGGAAAAUCUAAAUAUUGCUACAGUGGACUAAGAAAGAGGCCCUUUGUUCACUUCCCAUGUUUACCAAGUCUGGAUCUACAGCAAACUGGAGAAGGAAUGCAGUGUGACGGACAAGACUCUGUUGGCCACCUAGGCAGCAUGAAGGAGGAGGUUCGAUUUGCGGCUUGUGAUCUGGUGUGUGAGUGGGCUCAAAAGGUGCUGAAACGGCCAUUUGAGGCAGUGGAGGAGCUGGCUCGCUUCCUGAUAGAUAGCCACUACAUCAGCAACAAGUCUUUGGCAGCUCUCACCAUUAUGACAGGCGAAGCAACAGAUGUAAAACCACUGCAGACUGUCUCAGCUUUUGUGCCAACUGCUGACGCACACUACUUCCAGCCACAAACAACAACAUUGUCAUCUCCGACUGUUGAUGCCAAGCAGCAGCUUCAGAGAAAAAUCCAGAGGAAGCAACAAGAACAGAAAUUGCUGUCACCCCUACCUGGAGAGGCUCCGAACAAGACAACGGAUGACAGCAGUGGGCAAUCUGAUAGCCCAGUCUCUCCUUCACCUCAGCCAACCAUUAGCAUUGUGGUCACUGCUGUCUCAAGACCAGUCACGACACAUCAAAGCGGCCAGCUUGUGUCUCCCAGUCCAGCGGGCAAUGCGGAGACCAAAGUGCUGCCUAUAAACUUCCAAGUGGUGACCCAGCCAGUCCAACCACUGAAGCAACCACCAAGGACCAUUCAAAAUGUCCUACCAAGUCCAGUGGGGGAACGCACGCCUCGGCAACGCUACCCUCAAAUCCUUCCAAAGCCUGCGACCACCACUGCUAUUGCUUUGUGCUCGCCGUCCACAAUGAUCAUUGCCAACAACCCCAAUAAGAAUGUGAUGACGACGUGUCAUGUCAGUCCCAUCAGUGGAGUCAAGAUGACACCCAUAUCACUCGCACCCCACAGCGGCAAUGGCACCACUUCCCUUCCAAACGCGACAACAAGGCCGGCAUCUGCAGGCAUCAGCAGUUGCACCGUGUCAGAGGACGUCUUAAGAUCCUGUCAAAAUUUGAGAAGCACCUCUGCACUUCCCAUUCUGGGCCUGAUGACCAGGCCUGAGCAGGUUGACACCCGUGACAUUGAUGUGGAAAUGGAGGUUGAAGAUAUACACAAGAACAGAGAAAAUCAAAUUGCGAGCAGUGUAAUGAUGGCUAACGGAGGCAUGUCUCAGAGGGCUGCUAGCGUGCCCAUACCUCAGUCGAAAGGUUUUCGAGCCUUGGACGAAACAUCUAGUGUAACCACUGAAGCUGGCGUUAACGUUCACAACAACACUAGUGAUACAAGCAGUCUGAAUUUAAGUCCUUCUUGUCCAAAUAUGAGUGCUAUCUCAACAUGCAACACCAGUAGAGUAUUUGGAGAAAGUGUUUGCGCAGCCAAGAGCUUCCGGAAGCGCUCGGGCCUCAGUCCAGUCCUUUCUCCUGUCAAGAGAGCUUUUCUGUCCCCGCACACAGAAGAGGGCUCUGCUGGCCCCGGAUACGGCACUCGAAGGCCCGACAGUGCGCCGGUCACCCGAGAAAUGGAGAUGAACAUGAACUCUCUUUUGCCCAAUCAAGUCCACAUACCUGGCAAGCCCUCUUUCAGAGCCGGCGGUUUUUUCACUGUUGCCAAAACACAGAGCUUGAUGCAGAAGAAAACUACUUGCAAUGUUAUAGAAACUCAUACCUCGGUCGGUCAUCCAUUAAUGAAGCAAGCAGAGGGGCACCUGACAUCUGACGUGCACUCCAUGGCUAAAAAUUCCAAUUCUUUAGGUCUUCAAGAUAUUCAAGCGCACAGCUACACUCAAACGGUUUCUGGACCGCUGGAUUUUUUGGCUCAAACAUCAACAUCAAGCGAACUCCCUAUUCACGCAGACAUGGGAUACUUCCCGUUUGAUGAUGAUGUAACCCAAGAUAGCAUCGUAGAAGAGCUGGUCCAGAUGGAAGAGCAGAUGAAACAUAACCACAAACAGGAGUUUGAAAACAAUGUGACAUUUCAAGGGCAGCAGGCUGUUAUGGCACACAACAUGAUGCCCACCAAUCAGACAACGACCAGCUUUUACCGCGCAGCAAGCAGCGGUGGGGUCAGCAAUAAUGUCCAAACACCGACACCCACUCCCUCUUCGGAAAUUCCGGGAGGAGUUCAAAGCUUGACCCAAGAGAGCCCUUGCUCAUGCGUUACCCCCAUCACGCCAGUCGACAGUGCCCUGGGUAGCAGUCGACAUACUCCAGCGGGUACUCCGCUCUCCAACUGCAGCAGCACUGUGCCUCCCAGCCCUGUGGAGUGCAGGAAUCCCUUCGCAUUUACACCCAUCAAUUCUUCAGUCACCAGUUUCCAUGAGAGUGUCGCGGUUUCCAGCAGCCCCAUAAAGCCCAUGCAGAGGCCGAUGGCCACGCACCCAGACAAGACCAGGCUUGAUUGGAUGAAUAACAGCUACGACACCAACGGUGGAAGCUUGAAUAAAUCUCACAGCACGGUAGGACUCUUGCCCAGCUAUCAGGGCCUCGUAGAUGACCACUUUCAAAAGCCUCACGCCUUCGCCGUCCCUCAUGCAAGGCACCACGACAGCCGUUUUGGCCGCUUGACUCCAAUUUCUCCCGUGCAGCAGCAGGUGACUGGCACGGCACACUCAACCAAGCUGGAGGGCUUUGCUGUGCCAGCCCCUCUGGAUAACAAAGCAUCCAACCUUCCCGCUUCCAGCGGAUCCUUUCGAUGUCGCAGUGUCAGCCCCGCCGUACACCAAAGGAACUUGGUAGGGAACAUGGGAACCAAUGGCCUUAACGCUAUCCACCAGCAGUGCGUCUCCCCGUUUAACUCACCAGCAACACACGAGGUACCAAACAUCUUCGACAACAACCCAGGAAAUAUCGGGGCGUGCAGCGUGGCUCAAAGGAGUCGUUCCGUGCCGCUCAACAUAAUGAUGCAAACGGAGGUUUUACCGAUGUCUGCCCAGCAACGCAGCGGCAAAAAUAUCACUGAUGUCCUUCUGAGCAAGCUAGACGGUGACCACGAAACCGUGCGAGGUAUGGCCAUAAAUAACCUGCCUUCUAGCUAUACGGCGCGAAUGAAUCUUACUCAGAUCCUAGAGUCUGAGAACACCAACCUGAUUCCUUCGGAUUCCAACAGCACAUGCAAUUACCUCAAUAAUGGACAGAUGUUUUUCCCUGUAAGCGAUGGCCGAGCGCAAUCGGCUUCUGGGGGGCAGCAUCAGCAGAAGGCCCAGGCCACGCAGCAAACUUCGAGUUUGGCUUUCAGCGGCACCUUUAAAGAUGCCCAAGCAAACGGCGGUCAGCUGGUGCAACAGGUGGCGGAACUCACAGCAGGAGGGGCGGAUUUUCCUUGCGAACUUCGAAUGACUUCAGAGCUGUCAGGUAGCAUCAAUGACCUCAACACGCUGGAUGCCAAUCUCCUGUUCGACCCCAGUCGUCAGCAAGGGCAGUAUCAAAGCACUGCUCCAGAGCAGUCGGCCAAUCAGCCGCUUUUUCAGCAAAUCACCAGCGACCCCACGCAUUCUGCUGGACUCGAAUGGUUUGAGAGCAAAGAUCACACAACUGUCGGCUUAAUGGGUUGA